UGUCUUGGAAUUUCGUGUGCACAUGAUUUAAUAAUAGUAUAUAGUUGCAUGAGUAUAUGUCUGAUGCUAACGGUCUCUCUCUCUGCAAGAAAUAAUCAACCAUGGUGGAUGGGGGAGGAGUUGAGUCGGAGAUGGAUAUUAGAACACCAUUAAUGGUUAACGGAGCAGGCGUAUCAUCAUCAACUGCCGCAAAUGAAAGGAUCAUUGUGAGUAUUUUAAGAGAUCAUUUCUUUGGAAAUUUUCCAAACAAAAUUUUAUGUGGAGUGGUUGUUGAUCCUGAAGAUCCUCUCAACAUUGAUCUGACUUCCACUAAAGGACUCAUACAGGGAAUGCUUAAUCCAACUCUGCUGAAAGCAAAUAAGUUAACGACACCUCGCAAUUUUAGUAUGUACUGCGGGAUUUUAGUUUAUGAUGUACAUGUAAGGAGUUACACGGCACGGGUGUGCAAAAAAAACAAGACACCAAAUUAUUACAGCCGGGAAAAAGAAGUAAACAGAGGGUGACAGACAUGUUUAGAGGGUGGUCCCAUA
Messenger RNA from Papaver somniferum (opium poppy), 530 nucleotides. RefSeq lists its product as uncharacterized. The record is from RefSeq and is a predicted model, not a curated record. Bases 102 to 503 code for a protein of 133 amino acids. The transcript has 2 exons. NCBI's taxonomy places the organism in Eukaryota, Viridiplantae, Streptophyta, Magnoliopsida, Ranunculales, Papaveraceae.